AGACAAAAGUGUUUUUGCGUUUGAUUCUCACUUGGAAACAGCUAUACUUACAAGGCACGUUGUUAUUAGCUCAAGUUCUUCAAAUUCGCAAAUCGAUGGCGACGCUGCAGAGAUUCAAGUUCCUAGCGACGCAGUGUGGAGUUGCACCGAGCCCGACACGAAGUCCAAGCCCGAGGACAAGUCCGUUGGUGCAAUUUCGUCGCAAGAAGACAACCUUAAAGAUGCUUCUGAGUCUUAUACCGCCUAGCCGCAGAGAGCAGCCGCUCAUUCAUCAUGGCCGCUCCUUGGCUGCUGACAAGGACGUAGCUGGACGCAAACUGCGAGACUUAUUCGUGACUUCGUCUCCCGUAGAGGAAGAAGAAGAGAAGGAGAGACCGAAAGGGAAGACAAAAGAAGAAGUUCUUGCAGCCAUGGCAGCUAAAUUGAACGCAGCUGCUAGUUCACAGGUGGAGAACAAUGCAGCACCGGUUUGGUUUAGAUUCAGCAAGCGGCUUCUCCAGCGAGCUUGGCGUCCUAAGCUUGGUACCAUUCCUGAGUAAUGUAUAACCAGUUUCUUGUCUUUCUUAUGUGACACUCAAAACUA
Brassica oleracea var. oleracea is the source of this 583-nucleotide messenger RNA. RefSeq lists its product as uncharacterized. The transcript has a single exon. Lineage: Eukaryota; Viridiplantae; Streptophyta; Magnoliopsida; Brassicales; Brassicaceae. Bases 96 to 539 code for a protein of 147 amino acids. The record is from RefSeq and is a predicted model, not a curated record.